GAAGAGGUUAUGUCUCUCCUCCCCAGAUUCGUUGCACGCGACGGAUUGUCUGGUAAGUGGUUAUGCGCGAAGAGAGACAUAACCGUAUAAAUCUAAAAACUGAAAACAAACAUAAAUGCGCAAGGGGGGUGAGGACAUGGAAGGAUUGAGAGUGUAGGGACUUAUCAUAAAUUCAGAGCCAGACAAAGGACCGAGUGAAAAGUUUACCUACAAAAUUUUCUCCAUCCUUAGCAUUGCCUGCUUUCCCCUCCAUUGUCCGGCCAUCUGAGCACUCUCUCCGUCCCUCCAUCCCUCUCUCUCUCUCUCUCUCUCGAGAACGGCAUGCCCUUCUUCCGCCGCAUUCCCUCCCUUCGUUCCCUCCCCCUCAUCUCCUUCCCCAAUCCAAUCCCCCGCCCGUUCUCCCAAGCUCACACUUUCCCACUCCCAAACCCCCAACCCUCCCCGCUUCUCCAAAUCCCACCUCUCGAAAUCACCAAGCCAAGCCAUGGCGGAAUCGGAUCCCAAUCCGUCACCAUCGACGGAAUCUGCCGUCUGGUCUCUCAAUGCUUCGACGACGGCGACAAAAAGCUUCGGUCUUUCCGACUUGAUGUGACCGCAGAACAAGCGGUGGCCGCCGCCGCCCUCCUCGCAGAGCGAGAAGGCUCGAUGGUGGCGCUAAGCUUCUUCCACUGGGCUAUCGUCCGCCCGGAAUUCAGGCAAUUCAUGCGGUUCUACAUCACGGUGGCGAGCUCGUUGGUCGGUAGGGGGAAUUUGGAGAAGGCCCAAGAGGUCAUGAGAUGCAUGAUUACGAGCUUUUCCGAGAUCGGGAAGCUGAAGGAAGCUGUGGAGAUGUUGUUCGACAUGCGGAGCCUGGGGCUGCCCCUCAGCGUCCACACCUUAAAUUUGGCGCUUAGAAUUGCUGUUGAGUCUGGCUCGAUAGCAUAUGCUUACCAAUUGUUCGUGGAAAUGCCGGUAAAUGGCGUCUUUCCGAAUACUUGCAGUUUCAAGACAAUGAUUGCCGCCUACUGUCGAGAGGGCCGUGUUGCCGAUGUCGAGAAGCUGUUGAGAGCGAUGGAUGGGAAAGGUUUCCGUGUAGAUAAUGCAACCUGCACUUCGAUUGUGGAAGCGUUUUGCCACAAGGGUCGCUUUGGCUGGGUUUUCGCUCUCUUUGAGAAGAUGUCAGAGAUGGGCCUGGCUCCAAACGUCAUCAAUUACACCGCUUUGAUAAAUGGGUUGUGCAAGAAGGGAAGCGUGAAGCAAGCAUUUCAAGUGUUGGAGGAGAUGGUUGGGAAGGGGCUGAAGCCAAAUGUUUAUACCCACACUUCAUUGAUCGAUGGGCUGUGCAAGAUUGGGUGGACUGAGCGAGCGUUCCGGCUGUUUCUGAAGCUUGUUCGGAGCGACUCAUACAAACCAAAUGUGCGAACUUACACUGCAAUGAUUGCAGGGUAUUGUAAAGAAAACAAGCUUAAUCGAGCUGAGAUGUUGUUGGCGAGGAUGUCUGAACAGGGGCUGGCACCAAACACUAACACGUACACUACUCUGAUCGAUGGGCAUGCUAAAGAGGGAAAUUUGGAUCGAGCUUAUGAGCUGAUGGACCAAAUGAAGAGACAGGGUUAUCUUCCAAAUGUUUGUACAUACAAUGCGGUCAUUGAUGGGCUCUGCAAGAAAGGAAGGGUUAGAGAGGCUUACAGGAUGCUUCAAGAAGGAUUGAAUCAGGGUUUGCAGCUGGAUAAAUUCACUUACACUAUUCUUAUAAGCGAGCACUGCAAGCGAGGCCAGACUGCUCGUGCUCUAAAAUUGUUUGAUCGGAUGGUUGGAGCCGGUUGCCAACCGGAUAUUCAUACAUAUACCACCUUGAUCUCUGCAUUCUGCAAGCAAAAGAGGAUGGAUGAGAGUGAGAGGCUCUUUGAGCGAUGUCUUGGUUUGGAGUUGGUUCCAACGAAGCAAACUUAUACGUCAAUGAUAAGUGGUUAUUGCAGGGUUGGAAAAGCAAGCUCUGCUUUGAGAGUCUUUGAGAAGAUGAUCCAGAAUGGAUGUGUAGCUGAUUCAGUUGCAUAUGCUGCUUUGAUAAGUGGGCUUUGCAAAGACUGUAGACUAGAGGAGGCACGAGCACUAUAUGAGGCCAUGUUAGAUAAAGGUCUGGUUCCAUGCGAGGUCAGUCGCAUUACAUUAGCAUAUGAGUACUGUAAGAGAGACAAAACUGAUGCUGCUAUGUCCGUGUUGGAGAGGCUAGAAAAGAAGCAGUGGGUCCAGACAGCCAAUAUCCUAAUAAGAAAGCUCAGUUCCGAAGCGAAGGUUGAUGCAGCUUGUUUGUUUUUCAGCAAACUGUUGGAUGAACAUUGCAAUGUUGACCGCAUAACUUAUGCUGCAUUCCUAAAUGCAUGCUAUGACAAUGAUAGAUAUUCUGUUGCCUCCAAUCUUUCUGAGAGGAUUUCCAAGGGAAUUGUUGGCUUUGGCGGAGAAAAUGGUGUUGGAGUAACUUGAGUUGCCUGGAGUUUUUGAGCCAUUAUACCGGUUGCUUCUUGUUUCAUUUGAAGGAUCGAUUCAUUCAAUCUCUGGGUAUAUGCCUGACGAAUGGAAUUCUCAGCAAUCUGUGUAGAUGUCUGGAUUUUUUUGUGAUGUACACAUCAGACAAAUAUUGAACACAUUGCUAUGUAGGAAGUUUCUAAGACGGGGUUAACAAGCAAUGCCUUUUUUUUUUUU
Molecule: messenger RNA, 2682 nt
Organism: Phoenix dactylifera (date palm)
Lineage: Eukaryota; Viridiplantae; Streptophyta; Magnoliopsida; Arecales; Arecaceae
Product: Pentatricopeptide repeat (PPR-like) superfamily protein
Molecular function (GO): protein binding
Source: RefSeq, a predicted model, not a curated record